AUGCUGGUGCACAUCCAAUUUCAGGAUCAGAGCAUCACUUACUCAGGCGGCCUCACCCAAAGGGGCUUGGUCAUACUGUUUGGAUACUUGGAAAAUUGUCUCCUUGCAGUGAUGGCCUAUGAUCGCUAUUUGGAUGUUGGUUACCCCCUGAGGUACACAGUCAUCAUGAACCCCUGCCUCUGUGCCCUGCUGGUUAUGGUUUCACUGUCCAUUAACAUAGUGGUCGGCCUGUUGCACAAUGUGAUGGUGCUGAGGCUGUCCUUCACAGCCCUGGAGAUCCCCAACUUCUUCUGUGAAUUUACUCAGUUCAUCAAGCUCACCUGCUCUGAUGCUCUCUUUGUAAACAUCCUGGUAUAUAUUUCAUCUUCCAUGUUUGGUGGUGUUUCCAUCUCUGGGAUCAUUUUCUCUUAUGUUCACAUUGUGUCCUCUGUCUUAAGAAUGCCCUCAUCAGAAGGAACACAUAAAACCUUUUCUAUCUGUGGAUCUCACCUGUCUGUCUUCUCCUUGUUCUAUGGGACAGGAUUUGGGGUGUACAUUGUCUCUUCAGUGACUGACUCCCCCAGGCAGACUGUUGUGGAUUUAGUGAUGUACUCUGUGGUUCUCAGAUGCCUAUCCCAUUUAUCUACAGCCUGA
This is a messenger RNA of Sciurus carolinensis (gray squirrel), 633 nucleotides long. RefSeq names its product olfactory receptor 7G2-like. The transcript has a single exon. Bases 1 to 633 code for a protein of 210 amino acids. NCBI's taxonomy places the organism in Eukaryota, Metazoa, Chordata, Mammalia, Rodentia, Sciuridae. Gene Ontology annotation, biological process: G protein-coupled receptor signaling pathway. Gene Ontology annotation, cellular component: membrane. Gene Ontology annotation, molecular function: olfactory receptor activity. The record is from RefSeq and is a predicted model, not a curated record.